GACAGUACUUGUGCGCAGGACUCGCCGCGGCCGCCUUUCUCUCUUCCUCUCAUCGCUCUUCGAGAGCCGGGACUCACCGCGCCAUGUCUAUAUCGGCCAAGGAGCUGGCCUACGCGGCCACGACAUCGGCCUUCACGCGCAACUUCCGCCACCUCCUCCCUGUACCGCGCUUCCUCGUUCGCGGCCCGUUCCUCCCUGGGCAGACGAAGCCGAAGGACACGAAGCUGAAGGACAGGAUCAAACACUGGAACAUCGUCCCUGGAGACUUCGUCCGCCUCCGAGGAGACACGAAGGGGGCUAUCCACGAGGUGUUCAGGGUGAACAAGAUCAGCAACAGGGUGCUGCUGAAGAAGGAGAUUAACAAGGCGGGAUAUGUGCCGGAGGGACAGAACGGUGUGGGCGUGUCCGUGCCGUACUCGCAAUGCCAGCUGCUCAUCGGCCGGUACGAGUAUCCGCCGGAGGGUGAGGCAACGGAGCCGCAGGUCAAGCCUGUGUUCGCGUCGCGUCUCACCAUGUCAGAACCCUACUGGUACGCGAAGGGAGGCUACUGGAUCUGGCGGCGGUAUGCCGUGAACACUACACCACGUUUGCCCAAGUUCUCGGAACAGUCGUCUGUGUCGAUUCGGAUCCCUUGGCCAAAAGUGACCGCGGUCUCGAAACCGGAGCCGAGUCUGUAUGACACCACCGCGGACGCCGUGAAUGAGGUGACAUACACCGCACCUGCCCUCCCCUCGACCCUCCUUUCUCCCGCACCGAGGAUACCGACCGAGCAGGAGUACAUCACCUCCUUCAAGCCCGGCAAGCCCGCUCUCCCCACCUCCGCCCCCGUCGAAGUGCACCUCUCUAAGGAGCUCUCGAACCCGCACAGUCGCGCGAAGAAGCAGGCACGCUGGCAGGCGUUCCAGGCGCGCCAGAAGUCGCUGCUCACGGAGUUCAUCGCGACCGAGUGCGCGAACCUGAACGGGCGCACGCGCAGCGAGGCGCGCGCGGAGGCGAUGUGGAAGUGGCAGAACCACCUGCAGGAGGAGCGCAAGGCGGAGCUGAAGCGCCGCUGGCGCAACCGCGGCGCGGAGGCGGCUCAGAUCCGCACGAACAAGCGCAAGAGCCGCAAGGCGGCGAAGCGCGAGCAGAAGCUGGCCAACCUGGUGCUCGAGGACGCCCCGAACCAGGUGUUGCCGAAGGCGCCUGCUGCCGCGUAGUCGUCUACACACCUUCGAUACUGUAUCUUUCGCCGCGCUCGUUUGGUGGGCGUGCGCGAGGUAAUACACCCAUGUCUAGCUCUGUCUUCGAUACACCUUGCUUGACAAGGUUACUCUACCGUCAUAAGUGAGGUCAAAAUCCG
Trametes versicolor FP-101664 SS1 is the source of this 1342-nucleotide messenger RNA. RefSeq lists its product as uncharacterized. Lineage: Eukaryota; Fungi; Basidiomycota; Agaricomycetes; Polyporales; Polyporaceae. The record is from RefSeq and is a predicted model, not a curated record. The transcript has 4 exons. The coding region runs from base 84 to 1199 and encodes 371 amino acids.